Molecule: messenger RNA, 979 nt
Organism: Nicotiana tabacum (common tobacco)
Lineage: Eukaryota; Viridiplantae; Streptophyta; Magnoliopsida; Solanales; Solanaceae
Product: putative NEDD8-conjugating enzyme Ubc12-like
Source: RefSeq, a predicted model, not a curated record
CGGCGUUAUAAGCAAAGCCCAGAACACAAAAACAUAAACUAGUUGUGUCCUUUGAACUGUGGGAUUGGGAAAAAUCCGUGUGCUCCUUUGUUCAACACGAACUGUAUAAAUAUAUAUAGACAAUUUGUACUUCCCCUGGACCCUUGUCUCGUUUAAGGUUGUUCUCUUUUCUCUCUGCGCUUUCUUCAAAAAUCAAAAGUGUGCUCCAUCUCAUUCUUUCUUACUUAUCAAGAUUCAAGGAAUAAGUUUUUCAUCUCUCGGCUUUUGCUUCCUGUGCAUUGUUAAGAAAAAUGAUCAAAUUGUUCAAAGUUAAAGAGAAGCAAAAAGAGGCUAAUGAGAAUGGCAAUGGGAAGGGCCCUUGUAACAAGCAGACCGCUGGGGAACUGCGUCUACACAAAGACAUAACCGAGCUGAACCUGCCCCGUUCUUGUACAAUAUCAUUUCCUGGUGGGAAGGAUAAGCUGAUGAACUUUGAGAUUACAAUUAAGCCAUAUGACGGAUACUAUGCUGGUGGAAAAUUUCUAUUCUCUUUCGAGGUUCCAUCAAUCUAUCCACACGAACCACCAAAAGUAAAGUGCAAGACCAAGGUAUACCAUCCUAAUAUCGAUCUGGAGGGUAGCGUCUGCCUCAACGUACUUAGGGAAGAUUGGAAACCUGUUCUCAACAUCAACACAAUUGUUUAUGGAUUAUAUCAUCUUUUUACGGAACCAAACCCUGAGGAUCCUCUUAAUACUGAUGCUGCUGCUGUGUUGAGAGACAGGCCUGAGUUGUUCAAAUCAAAUGUGAGAAAGGCUAUGUAUGGUGGGUGUGUGGACAACAUAAGCUUCGCACGAUGCGUGUAGCCAAGGGGUGUUCAUCGGUCAGUUUGUACGGUUUUGAAAGAUUUUGAUUAGGUAUUUUUGGUUUUCGAUUAUAAAAAUAUUAAAUUUUACCAAUAUCAUCUCAAGAUAAAUUUGGUAUGGUUCGUCUUUUUCUUUUU